UCGAAGCUUCCUGUUAGCACAAAACUAGUCAAACCAUGAGUCCAAAAUUCGUUUUUGCUGUGGCAACACUAUGCCUCGUGCACUUUUUAUUGGAAGUAGAAACCUCGUUUAUAAAACCCAAUAACGUGCCCAGAGUUGGCAGAAGUAAUGAGGGGGAAGGGCCAUAUGAACAGAACCUCAUGGGUUAUGUUAUAAAAACUAUUCCUAGUAAAAAUAUUCCUCGCAUGGGGCGCAGAAAUUUUGAUUCGGAAAAUAGAUACGAUAUUCCAAAGCUGUACCAGGUACCUGCAAGCAAUUUUGAGAGUUUUGAUGAUCAAAAUGCAUUAUCUCAACUGUCUCAGGAACAAGAAGAAUUUUAUAGAAAUAAUUAGACUCUGGAAACUUAAAGGAAUCAUGAUGA
Aricia agestis (brown argus) is the source of this 400-nucleotide messenger RNA. RefSeq lists its product as uncharacterized. Lineage: Eukaryota; Metazoa; Arthropoda; Insecta; Lepidoptera; Lycaenidae. The transcript has 3 exons. The coding region runs from base 36 to 371 and encodes 111 amino acids. The record is from RefSeq and is a predicted model, not a curated record.